AUGGGCUGGGUAUACAAUCUCCAUCGGGAAGAUCCUAACAGUGAGAUCCCUCGAGUGAUCACGAUCUGCUUGGUCUUUUCCAUCAGCGCCCUCCUAGCCAUCUGUUUGCGCUUCUAUGUGCGAUUUUCGACACGCAGAACCCCAUGGGUGGAUGAUUAUGCAGCAUUGGCUAGUUCAAUAUUUGCGCUAGCCUACGCAGCAAUUGCGGUGGUUCAAACAAGAUGGGGACAAGGUCUUAGUGCUGCUUAUUUUCCAGAGGAGAAUGUCAUUCCUUUCAGCAAGAUCCAAUACUUUGGUGGUCCAGUCUACUGUCUCGCACUUCUCGGGUUCAAGGUCGCUCUGUUGACUUCGUACCUGCGUAUUGCAGGAGUGGUCAAACUGUAUCGAAAAGUCAUCCUUGCUGCCAUCGUGGUGUGCGUCAUCAAUCAACUGGUCUUCGCCGUCAUCAUCUCAGUUUCAUGCAUACCAGUUGCAAGACAGUGGGACACCUCAAUUGAAGGGAAAUGUAUCGACACAAUCCCAUUCUAUUUCUCCCUCGCAGGCACAAGUAUCGGGCUGGACCUAAUCAUUAUCGCCCUGCCGCUGCCUGUGCUUUGGAAACUACAACUUCGCUUGAAGCAGAAGAUAAUCCUCGCCGCUCUCUUCGCACUCGGAUUUUUCGUGACUAUCAUCCAAAUCAUCCGUAUCUUCACAGUCAAGGACUUGAAAACGUACACUGAUAGCAAGAAUAUCGUGAUCUGGUCUUGUGUUGAAGUCAGCCUUGGAGUCAUCGUCUCUUGCAUCCCAACCUACGGUCCCCUAUUCAAAGCCUUCGCAUCCACUGUCAACUCAUACCGCGGUAACAACACGUCACGAUCCUAUCAACUUGGCUCGGUACACCCGACUUCCAAGUCAGCCACUUCUCGCAGAAGGAGCAAUUUCGAACUUAUAUCCGAGUCAGAGGGAGCGCAAAUAACAGUGACUACGGCAGUGACUGUGUCAGCCGGGGAACGGACAAAUUACAGGAAGCAGUCACACGGCGGUGAUAGCGAGGAACAUAUUCUGUUCCCCGGGAAGAUUUAA
This is a messenger RNA of Penicillium subrubescens, 1062 nucleotides long. RefSeq names its product putative integral membrane protein (Pth11). Lineage: Eukaryota; Fungi; Ascomycota; Eurotiomycetes; Eurotiales; Aspergillaceae. The transcript is spliced from 5 exons. The record is from RefSeq and is a predicted model, not a curated record. Bases 1 to 1062 code for a protein of 353 amino acids.